This is a messenger RNA of Trametes versicolor FP-101664 SS1, 993 nucleotides long. Its product is annotated as NAD-P-binding protein. The transcript is spliced from 4 exons. Lineage: Eukaryota; Fungi; Basidiomycota; Agaricomycetes; Polyporales; Polyporaceae. The record is from RefSeq and is a predicted model, not a curated record. Bases 1 to 993 code for a protein of 330 amino acids.
AUGCCGAGCAUCAAUUCUUCACUACCUCUGGUACUCGUAAUCGGCGCUACCGGGUCGACCGGCCGUAGCAUCGUGAAGGGUCUUGUCGACUCGGGCAAUUUCCGCGUCGCCGCCCUGGUGCGCGCCGCCUCGCAGUCCAAGCCCGUCGUGCAGGAGUUCUGCGCGUCCGGUGUCGAGAUCCGCCUCGGGGGCACCGCCGACGGUGAGGCGCAGUUGAGAGACACCCUCGCUGGGGUGACCAUCGUCGUCAGCGCCAUCGCCGCGUGGGUCCUUGGAGACCAGAAGGAGCUCUUCCGCGUUGCGAAGGAGGUCGGCGUCCAGCGCGUCGUGCCCUGCGACUUCGGCACCCCCGGGAAGCAUGGCGUCCGCGCGCUCCACGACGAGAAACUGGCCAUUCACGACUUCAUCGAGGAAUUGGGCAUCGGGCAUACCUACAUCGACGUCGGGUGGUGGAUGCAGAUCGCCCUCCCGCUGCCAACGCGCAGCAAGGUGCCCGACCCCUGGAAGGUCGCGUCGUGGACGCUGCACGGCACGGGCGACAUGAAGAUGCUCCUGACGGACCUGCGGCGCAUCGGCGCCUUCGUCGCGCGCAUCGUCGCGGACCCGCGCACGCUCGGUCGGUCGGUGAUCGCGUGGGAGGUGGAACUGACGGAGCUCGAGAUACAUGAGAUUGGGGAGCGCGCGUCGGGGGAGGCGGACGUGUUGAAGGCGAAGAGGGCCCAUGCGUCCACUGAAGAGAUCGUGUUGGCAGCUAAGGCCGAGACGGAUGCGGCUGAGGACCCGGUCAUUGCGCUGAUGAAGCGGUCGUACAGCCAGUACGUAUACAGCAUGCAGAUCCUCGGCGAGAACUCGCUCGAGUACGCGACGAAGACGCUGGGGUAUCUCGAUGCACGUGCGUUGUAUCCCGAUUUGCCCCAGUACACGCUCGAGGAGUUUGCGAAGGAGUUCUAUAGUUUGGAGGAGCCUGGACAGGAGUACAUUCGGUACGACUGA